Molecule: messenger RNA, 396 nt
Organism: Leptosomus discolor (cuckoo roller)
Lineage: Eukaryota; Metazoa; Chordata; Aves; Leptosomiformes; Leptosomidae
Source: RefSeq, a predicted model, not a curated record
AUGGAUCACACACUCUUUGGCUGCCUGCGCAGCCCCCAUGCCACCGCGCAGAGCUUGCACCCUUUCUCCCAGUCUUCUCUUGCCCUGCAUGGAAGAUCUGACCACAUGUCCUACCCUGAUCUGUCUUCUUCUUCUUCCUCUUGCAUAAUAGCGGGAUACCCCAAUGAGGAGGGCAUGUUUGCCAGCCAGCAUCAUAGGGGGCACCACCACCAUCACCACCACCACCACCACCAGCAACAGCAGCACCAGCCUUUGCAGACGAACUGGCACAUUCCUCAGAUGUCGUCUCCUCCCGCCGCGGCCAGGCACAGCCUCUGCCUUCAGCCCGACUCAGGAGGACCCCCGGAGCUGGGCAGCAGCCCCCCCGUCCUGUGUUCAAACUCUUCCAGCCUGGGC